AUGGCGCAGAAACCAUCCAAACUCGUGGAUAACGACCAGAUUUAUGCCGCAAGCCUCCACAAUCCUUUACCCCUUUUUCUUAAAGCAUAUGUAUGGCCUUUCACAAUUCUAUGGCCGAUCUUUCUGGCCUUCUACUUCAAUGAGGAUCUCUACGACGAAUACAUCGAUGGCCAAGAGUGGACGUUCGUUUGGAUGGCCACCAUCAUCACACUCCAAUCUCUAACUUGGCUCUCGACGAAAUGGAACGUCAAUUUAGACACUACAUUUACCACGAGAAAUGCGACCAAUGUUGAAGACGCAGAGCUGAUCAAGAUUAUCCCUAUGGUGAACUCAGGUGCGCCUGCCAUCUGCAAGCUGGAGAAAGAGCGAGAUGGGAGGACGUCGUUCCUAUUCCAGAAGAGACGGUUUCUAUACUCGCCUGAGAAGGGGACUUUUGCGCCAUUGGCCUAUGUACUUGAUGCCGAGGAAAAGCCUCUUCUCCGCGACUUUCAACUAUCCAAGGGUCUCACCUCUGAGAGCGAAAUCGAGACGGUUCACAAACACUAUGGUGACAAUACCUUUGACAUCCCUGUCCCUGGAUUUGUCGAAUUAUGGAAGGAACAUGCGGUGGCGCCAUUCUUCAUCUUCCAAGUCUUCUGCGUUGGCCUCUGGCUGCUUGACGAUUACUGGUAUUACUCUCUUUUCACUCUGUUCAUGCUGGUGGCUUUCGAAAGCACAGUUGUCUGGCAGAGGCAGCGAACUUUGAAUGAAUUUCGAGGAAUGAGCAUCAAGCCCUAUGACAUCUGGGUGUACCGCGUGAACAAAUGGGUGGAAAUCAAAAGUGACAAAUUACUCCCUGGUGAUCUGGCAUCGGUGGGUCGAACUCAGGAAGAUUCUGGCGUUGCGUGCGAUAUGCUUCUGAUUGAAGGAACGGCCAUUGUGAACGAGGCCAUGCUCUCCGGAGAGAGCACACCACUGUUGAAAGAGUCCAUACUGCUUCGUCCAGGAGAUGCAACAAUCGAGCCGGAAGGCCUAGACAAGAAUGCUUUCCUGUGGGGAGGUACUAAGGUGCUGCAAAUCACCCACCCAGCUGCCAGUGAGGACGCGCCAGAAAGUAUUCCAACAGUGCAAUCCGAUGUGCCUCCCCCGCCAGAUAAAGGGGCCAUGGCUGUCGUCCUGAAGACCGGCUUCGAAACAAGUCAGGGCAGCCUUGUGAGGACCAUGAUUUACUCCACCGAACGUGUCUCGGCCAACAAUGCUGAAGCUUUAUGGUUCAUUUUGUUCCUGCUCGUGUUUGCACUAGCAGCUUCCUGGUACGUUUGGCAAGAAGGCGUGAGGAAUAACAGAAAACGGUCCAAACUCCUUCUCGACUGCAUUUUGAUCGUCACAAGCGUGGUCCCACCCGAAUUGCCAAUGGAGUUAUCAUUGGCUGUCAAUACCAGUCUUGCGGCGCUCAGCAAAUUUGCCAUCUUUUGUACGGAACCAUUCCGGAUACCAUUUGCCGGACGUGUGGAUGUUGCUUGCUUUGACAAGACGGGAACCCUAACAGGUGAAGAUCUCGUCGUUGACGGCAUCGCGGGUCUUGGAUUGGGCAAAGAGGGCGUUGCCGCGGAAGCAGAUGGUGCUCAAUCUACUAUCGCCAAGGUGCCGGACUGUGGCGUCUACACUACCCUUGUUUUAGCGACCGCUCAUGCUCUCGUGAAGCUCGAUGAAGGAGAUAUUGUCGGUGACCCAAUGGAGAAGGCCACCUUAACCGCUCUCAACUGGACUUUGGGCAACAAUGACACUCUAACGAGCACUCCGCCGCCGAAAUCCAAAUCCAAAAAACCUGUUUCAACAGCAGCGGCAUCACAUGUCGUCCAAAUCAAACGACGUUUCCAAUUUUCCUCCGCUCUGAAGCGCCAGAGCUCGGUGGCUGUGGUUCUGAUGACGGAUCCCAAGACUGGACGAAAGGGAAAAGGCACUUUUGUUGGUGUGAAAGGUGCCCCCGAGACCAUUCAAAAAAUGUUGGUUCAGACACCGCCCAAAUAUGAGGAGACCUUCAAAUACUUCACCCGAAACGGAGCGCGGGUACUUGCUCUGGGCUACAAAUAUCUCUCGACCGAAUCCGAACUCGGCCAAAAGCGCAUCAACGACCUGAAACGUGAGGAAGUUGAAUGUGAUCUACAAUUUGCUGGCUUCUUGGUUCUUCAAACCCCAUUGAAGGAAGACGCAAUAAAAGCGGUUCAGAUGCUAAACGAAAGCAGCCAUCGAGUUGUGAUGAUCACUGGAGACAAUCCUCUCACUGCAGUUCAUGUGGCUAGACAGGUCGAGAUCAUCGAUCGAGACUGUUUGAUUCUGGAUGCCCCAGAGCACGAUGAUUCGGGGACGAAAUUGGUCUGGCGUAGCGUUGAUGAGAAAGUCAUUAUUCCGGUUAAUCCAUCAGCGGAUCUUGAUCCUAAGAUUCUCGAAACAAAAGACUUGUGUGUUACCGGAUAUGCCCUUUCCAAAUUCACCGGGCAAAGAGCUUUCAACACUUUACUUAGAUAUACGUGGGUGUAUGCAAGAGUAUCACCGAAGCAGAAGGAAGAAAUUCUCAUCGGACUGAAAGAUCUAGGCUACACCACACUGAUGUGUGGUGACGGAACCAAUGAUGUUGGUGCCCUGAAACAAGCGCAUAUUGGUGUUGCCCUACUCAAUGGCUCUCAAGAUGAUCUCAACAAGAUCGGUGAACACUUUAGAACAACAAAGAUGAAGGAAAUUUACGAGAAACAAGUCCAGCUCAUGAAACGAUUCAAUCAACCUCCCCCACCGGUUCCAAUUGGCAUCGCACAUCUUUAUCCACCAGGUCCCAGCAAUCCUCAUCACGAGAAAGCCAUCAAAGCUCUAGCAGAGAGAAGAGGUAUCAAUUUGGAGAAUGGCGAUGCAGAAAAUGGAACCAUUGAGACCAUCACUUCACCAGGAGCCCAAGCUAUACAGCAAUCGAACGCAAACCUCACUCCUCAGCAAAGGCGACAGGCAGAAGCGGCGCAGAAAGCGGCAGGCUGGGCCGACAAAUUUACGGCUUCCAUGAUGGAGAAUGAGCUUGAUGAUAAUGAACCACCCACAAUCAAGCUAGGUGAUGCUUCCGUUGCAGCGCCUUUUACCAGCAAGUUGGCCAAUGUCAUCGCAAUUCCAAACAUCAUUCGCCAGGGACGUUGCACUUUGGUCGCCACUAUCCAGAUGUACAAGAUCCUUGCGCUGAACUGCUUAAUCAGCGCCUACAGUCUGUCCGUCAUCUAUCUCGCAGGUAUCAAAUUCGGUGACGGGCAAGUCACUAUCAGCGGCAUGCUGAUGUCUGUGUGCUUUUUGUCCAUUUCUCGGGCCAAACCGGUCGAAGCUCUGUCCCGAGAACGACCUCAACCGAACAUCCUCAAUGCAUACAUCCUCGGAUCCGUCCUCGGCCAGUUUGCCAUCCACUGUGCCACCUUAAUCUACCUCUCCAACGUCGUGUACUCGAUCGUGCCGCCAGCCGAAGAAAUCGACCUGGAGGGCGAGUUCGAGCCAUCCCUCCUCAACAGCGCCGUCUACUUGAUGCAACUGAUCCAACAAGUCUCCACGUUCGCCAUCAACUACCAAGGCCGCCCUUUCCGCGAAUCCAUCCGCGAAAACCGCGGCAUGUACUGGGGCUUACUUGCUUGUUCAUUCGUCGCUUUCGCUGGCAGCACCGAACUCAUCCCCGAACUCAACGAAAAGUUGCGUCUGGUCCCUUUCACAAGCAAGUUCAAGUACACGUUGACCUUGCUCAUGAUUGCCGAUUACUGCGGGUGUUGGGUCGUGGAGCAGAUCUUCAAGUCGCUGUUCUCGGAUUUCAGACCUAAGGAUAUCGCGAUUAAGCGGCCAGAUCAGAUCGAGAGGGAUGAUCAGCGUAAGAAAGAAAGGGCGGAAAAGGCCGAACAAAAGAGGAUUGAAGAAAUUGAGCGGAAGAGAGGUGUCGCGAAUAAUACGGGUCCGCCUAUGCGGAGGUCGUGA
Messenger RNA from Rhinocladiella mackenziei CBS 650.93, 3969 nucleotides. RefSeq lists its product as uncharacterized. Gene Ontology annotation, molecular function: P-type ion transporter activity; ATP hydrolysis activity; ATP binding. The record is from RefSeq and is a predicted model, not a curated record. The coding region runs from base 1 to 3969 and encodes 1322 amino acids. Lineage: Eukaryota; Fungi; Ascomycota; Eurotiomycetes; Chaetothyriales; Herpotrichiellaceae. The transcript has 2 exons. Gene Ontology annotation, biological process: intracellular calcium ion homeostasis. Gene Ontology annotation, cellular component: endoplasmic reticulum membrane.